GGAGCAAGUGCUUUAGGAGCUGCUGGCCAGACAGGAGGAUGGGAAUAAUAAAACAGCUAGGGACUUCUUGGGGAAGUCUAGUUUGGUUGUUCUGUAGCUUCCUUUCUUUAGCCUGGGGGGCUCCUAGUGUCUUUAAAGAUGCAGUAUUAGUGUGGGACCAUAGCCUACUAGACUGUGGCUGGAAGAGCUUGCAGUUAACCCUUCCUACAAACCAUCCUGAGAUGAUUUCCCUUCUGAGUGCUCUGGAUUUGGAAGGACAGCCUCAUCCUCUGUCCAACUCUACAUGUGGUGUCCUCAUCUCUCGGAAACAGGAUGGUUCAAUGAUUGUCACUGCUCCCUACGCUGGGUGUUUCUUCGUCAAGAAGAAUGGUUAUUUCCUCAUGACUAUCAGGAUUGAAGGACUAGAUGACACUGGGACAGUAUCUUUCCAUGAAGAAGAACUGAGAUGCCCAAUCCAUUUGCCAGCUCUAGAUGCUCCAAGUAACAGUGUGUGCACAGCUGUUCUGCGCCCAGACAGGCUGCCUUGUGCCACACCUCCUGUCUCUCAGGAAGAAUGUGAGGGAAAAGGCUGCUGCUACAGCCUUGGUGACCCAGUUGCUCCAUGUUACUAUGGCAACACAGUGACAGUACAGUGUACAACUGAUGGUCAGUUCUCCAUAGCAGUUUCUAGAGAUGUGACUUUGCCACCACUGAUCCUGGACUCUAUGCAUCUGGUCAGUGGGCAUGGCAGCAGCUGUAUCCCUGUGGCCAAGAGUAAUACCUUUGUCCUGUACAGAUUCCCACUCUCUGCUUGUGGAACCACUUUACAGGGAGCUGGAGACCUGGGUGUGUAUGAGAAUCAGCUCGUGGCAGACAGAGAUGUGAGAAGCUGGAGCACUGGGUCAGUCACCCGGGACAGCACCUUCAGGCUCCAUGUCAGCUGCAGCUACUCCACUGGGGACUUCCUCCCACUCAACGUGCAAGUCUUCACCUUGCCACCACCUCCUCCAGCCACUCAGUAUGGCCCCCUCACUCUGGAGCUGAGGAUUGCCACAGACCAACAGUAUAAUAGAUACUAUGUCAACAGUGACUAUCCUGUGGUGAAACUUCUGCGGGAUCCAGUCUACAUGGAGGUCCGAAUCCUGCAGAGAACAGACCCAAGCCUAGUUUUGGUUCUGCACCAAUGCUGGGCCACCCCAAGCACUAAUCCCAUGCAGCAGCCACAGUGGCCCAUUCUGGUGGAUGGGUGUCCAUACACAGGUGACAACUACCAAACAGAGCUUAUCCCUGUGGAAGCUGCUUCAGGGCUGCAAUUUCCAUCACAUUACCAGCACUUCAUCAUCAGCACUUUCACCUUUGUGGAUGUUGCCUCCCAGAAGGCACUCAGUGGACCGGUCUACUUUCACUGCAGUGCUUCAGCCUGUGUUCCAUCUGCAAUGGAAUCCUGUGUAGCUCGCUGCCCUGAGACACGAGCAAGAAGAACUCCUGAUAAGCAGGCUUCAGAAAAUGCUCCAAGGAACUUGGUGACCACAGAAGGACCUGUGGACUUCCAGAACACUGAAGUAGAUCAGACCUUUGGACAGAAAGGCUCCCAAUGGACUGGAGAUCUCCUGUCCCAGGAAUGGGAGCGAGUGACGGUGGUUGUAGCAGGAGCUGGCACUAUUGCUCUGAUUUUCAUUGGAGUAAAGUAUUGGCAAAGGCAAACACUUAUUCAAAAGAAUAGAACCCCUGAAUAAAAGUAUAUGAAGGAAUUAU
This is a messenger RNA of Mauremys mutica (yellowpond turtle), 1734 nucleotides long. RefSeq names its product zona pellucida sperm-binding protein 4-like. The transcript has 12 exons. The record is from RefSeq and is a predicted model, not a curated record. Gene Ontology annotation, molecular function: structural constituent of egg coat; acrosin binding. Bases 39 to 1715 code for a protein of 558 amino acids. Gene Ontology annotation, biological process: binding of sperm to zona pellucida; prevention of polyspermy. Gene Ontology annotation, cellular component: egg coat. Lineage: Eukaryota; Metazoa; Chordata; Testudines; Geoemydidae.